UCGACGCGCGCGCACGCAUGAAGCCCGCGCUAACGGCGCGAAAAUAAACCGCGAGAUAUGUAAACAAUUUCAAUUUGACAGUUCUUUUUUUUAUUUCACUUCUCUUUCACUGACUCAAAAGGCAAAGGUUUUGAUAUUUUUUAACAAUGAAGUUUAUAGUGGUGUGCUGUUUGUGUGUGAUAUCAGUGAUGGGACAGGACAUCGAUACGAUGAAGAAUAUGCCCAAAUACGAUGCAAGAUAUGACUAUUUAGAUGUGGACGCGCUGUUUAAUAGUAAACGAUUAGUGAGAAACUAUGUGGACUGCUUAAUUAAUGGACAAAGGUGCACGCCAGAAGGGAAGGCGCUAAAAAGGCUCCUGCCAGAAGCACUCAGAACCAAAUGCAUCCGCUGCACAGAAAGGCAAAAGAAGACGGCAGUGAAGAUCAUCAAGAGGCUCAAAUAUGAAUACCCGGAGGAGUGGGCCAAGCUAGCCUCGAGGUGGGACCCUACGGGUGACUUCACCAGAUAUUUCGAGGUGUUCUUAGCCAAUGAACAGUUUAACACCAUAUCUGGCUAUGGUAACGAGGUACCGGUAAUACAACUGCCAACUCCUCGGCCGAUAACACCAGCAACAGUUCAGACCACAGAGACUCCAGUGUUAACUUCCCCGCCGCCAAGUCCGGUGUUGCUUAAUAGGUUUGGGGAUGAUGAGGAGAUGGAGGGCAGUCCUUCGUCUGCGGUGACCACACCACGGCCGACAGUGGCAACCACGGUAAAGACUGCUAAACCUUUCACCACGAUGCGAGCACCGGUGCCACCCAGGCCAACUCCCGUGUCGUGGGCAAACGUGGGAGCCGACUCGAUGCCGACACGUUACACGCUGCGACCGAACAACGAAAUGCCAUUAGUGUUCUCAACCGCCAUAACUCUCAUAGACCAAAUCGGCAUCAAGAUUAUAAGAACUACUGAACUUGUCACUGAUAUCCUGAGGAACACUGUAAGGGCUGUGGUAGGAUGAUAAGAUGUAGGAUAUAAGUCAAGUGUGAACUGUAAAGUGAAGUUUUGAAGCCUAUGUUAUAUAUAGGUAUGGCUUGGUACGGACCAUAGAUUUAAUUCAAAAGAUACUCCAUUACUGUGAGUUAUUUGUCAACUGUCAAAUACUAUGUUCAACUUAAUGUUGAUGGAAAAUGCUUCGUAAUUCAUUAUAUAUGUGACAGUCCACCAUAAAUCACCACGCUGGACAGGAGGGGUUUGUGACUGUAGUAGAUGGUAGUAGUACACACGCAGAAAGAGGAGAGGUGGUGACAAUAGUGUUCUGAACUACCGUCACCACACAGCACAAAUAAGAGUAUGUCACUUAAGUUUUUCAAUGAUGGAAAAUACUCCAUAAGGCGCUGUGCCUGCGAUAUAGUCCGAUUAAAAUUGUUUUUCCCCCAAACUAAAACGAAGGUGAUGUUACCUUAUCUCUGCCUAUGCAAAAAAUCACGUCGUUCCGCUGCUCUGUAGCCUUAGUACAAGAUUUGCUCGCUUGCAAUCGAGGAGUUGUUUUCGAGAAUGGAUAUACUUGAACAUUGGAGUAAAAUGGAUCUUAUGUUCGUUAGGUUAAAACUCAAAUUUGCCUUUCUAUAGAACGUUUGUAAAACAAACACAUACAGGAGUUGCGACUCUAAAACGAGUUACUUAAGGUUAUUUUACUUUGGCGAUACAGAGAUUGAUACUUUCAAAAAAAAUCAAAAUUCAUUUAUUUCAAGUAGGCCUAAUAUAAGCACUGUUGAAAGCACUAACUCGAAAACGACUCCUCAAUUAUUGUGAGCUGUCAAAUGUUACAUAAAAGAUAAAACCACCAACAAGAACUUUCGAAUUUGUUAUAAAAAUUUAUCACUUCAGGCGUGAUUUAACUUGGCCAGUCUUAGUUUUGGAGUUGUUUGCGCAUGCUAAAUAUAACCAUUAAAUUCCUAUAGAAGUAGUGCAGCUAUUUAAGGCAGAGCUCAUGCGGGGGAGUACCUACCCUCAUGGUACUACCACUACCACAAUGCGUAUUUUUCCGCCAAGCAGAAUGGCUGUGAUUCAGUCUGAAGGGCGUGGGUGGCGGUGCUAUUACAAGCAUAUGUAGAGUUUAUGCAAACAAGGCGGUACUUUGUAGGACUUGUUUGUAGCAUUUCCAGCGAGACGAUUUGUUUACAGACGAUGGUUUUUCAGUAACCAUCUUCAUUUACGUCAUUCGCAUGCUUCGUCAAUUAUUACUUUAAACUGUCAGGUCAUCAUAUGUCAAACGUUAUAAAUGAAAUGUGAUGCUAUAUCAGUAGUACACAAAUAAAAGCAGCAAUUUUAUUAAUUAAAAUAAUUGCUAUUUUUUGACGAUUAAACGUAAAAAGGAUAACGCAAAGUUUGGCUUAAUUGAGUCAGAAUUAAGAGAAGUUUCUGGUG
Pararge aegeria (speckled wood butterfly) is the source of this 2407-nucleotide messenger RNA. RefSeq lists its product as uncharacterized. NCBI's taxonomy places the organism in Eukaryota, Metazoa, Arthropoda, Insecta, Lepidoptera, Nymphalidae. The transcript has 5 exons. Bases 147 to 998 code for a protein of 283 amino acids. The record is from RefSeq and is a predicted model, not a curated record.